This is a messenger RNA of Gloeophyllum trabeum ATCC 11539, 1080 nucleotides long. RefSeq names its product alpha/beta-hydrolase. Lineage: Eukaryota; Fungi; Basidiomycota; Agaricomycetes; Gloeophyllales; Gloeophyllaceae. The record is from RefSeq and is a predicted model, not a curated record. The coding region runs from base 1 to 1080 and encodes 359 amino acids. Gene Ontology annotation, molecular function: hydrolase activity. The transcript is spliced from 5 exons.
AUGGGCGUAUACUCCGACAGAUCAUCCUCGCGAGAGGGCUUGGAGCGGGGGCAAUUGACAGGAAUGGCCGAGUACAUCCCCACUCCUACUACAACGGACCUCCGAUGCUUGGACCCAGAGUUACGUGACUUCGUGUCUAUAUUCCCCCAGACGAUCGAGAACGCGCGGCGCGCUCAGGUCGUGGUCGACUUCAUGCGAGCAAUUCCUCCCAGACCGCAUGAAUACCCUGACGUGAUAAAGAAAGAUGUUUAUCUUUCGGCACCUACGGCGGAUAUCUCGCAGCCGCCUACGGCUGUCCGUCUGUUUAUUCCUAUUCGUGCAUCUGAAGAAGGACCCUUACCGGUGGUAAUGUGGAUGCAUCACGGUGGUUUCUUCUCGGCAGGCCCGCUUCGCCUGGAUCCGUUCUGUAGUGCACUCGCAGCGGGUGCGAAUGUAAUCGUGGCUGCAACAUCAUAUCGCCAGACCCCCGAGAACCCCUUCCCCGCGCCCUUCGAAGACGUUUACCAGGUGCUGUUGUGGCUCACUACUUCGUCUGGGGUAGCGGACUACUUCAUCGAUCCCACUCGCAUCGCGGUCGGAGGCACGUCGGCAGGCGGUACCCUUGCAGUAGGCAUCUGCCUGCGAUACCGCGACGAACACAGUGCAGAAGCCACCAGAAGCGCUAUCCGUCUCCUGCUCCUUGAAGAUGCCGCGUUCGAGCUUCGACCCGCUUCAUAUUCCACGUACCAUAACCCCGUCAAUAUCAUCUGGAAUGCUAACGUUACCAGGUAUAUGUGGGAGUUGUAUCUCCCGCAAGGCGUGGAUAAUCUCGACCUGAAGAUGAAGGGCUACGCUGUCCCAAGCUUGGCAACAAAUCUGAAGGAUUUGCCUCCGACAAUGCUGCUCUGCGCCCAAUGGGAUGACUUAACCAACGACGCGAUUGCGUUCGGGCACAAACUGCUUGAAGUGGGUGUGCCUACCGAGAUCCACAAUUAUCGCGGCACUUUCCAUGUAUCGGACAAGCUUCUCCAUGACACCCAAGUCAGCGCCAAGAAGAGAGAAGACAUUAUCAACGCACUUCGUUAUGCUUUCGUACAAUAA